Messenger RNA from Acanthaster planci (crown-of-thorns starfish), 4886 nucleotides. Its product is annotated as intraflagellar transport protein 122 homolog. Gene Ontology annotation, molecular function: protein binding. NCBI's taxonomy places the organism in Eukaryota, Metazoa, Echinodermata, Asteroidea, Valvatida, Acanthasteridae. The record is from RefSeq and is a predicted model, not a curated record. Gene Ontology annotation, biological process: intraciliary retrograde transport; non-motile cilium assembly; protein localization to cilium. Gene Ontology annotation, cellular component: non-motile cilium; intraciliary transport particle A.
UAUACACAUGCGUUGCAUACUUCCGUGCACAUUUUUUGAGAGUUCGUCGAUUGAAGAUUUAUCAACGAGAACAUCAUGAGGGCUGUUCCGACAUGGGUCGACAAAGUGCAUGACAGAGAUAAAAUCGAACAGUGCAUUUAUGAUAUUGCGUUCAGACCAGAUGGAUCACAACUGAUUGUUGCUGCUGGCAACAGAGUACUGGUGUACGAUGCUAACGAUGGGGCGCUGAUUCAACCCUUGAAGGGCCAUAAAGACACAGUGUACUGUGUUGCUUAUGCCAAGGAUGGCAAACGAUUCUCCUCAGGAUCAGCUGACAAAAGCGUCAUCAUAUGGACCUCCAAACUGGAAGGCAUCCUCAAAUACACUCAUAACGAUGCUAUCCAGUGCUUGUCGUUCAACCCAAUCACUCAUCAGCUAGCAAGCUGUGCAUGUAGUGACUUUGGUCUGUGGUCCAUGGAACAGAAGUCCGUGUCCAAGCACAGGACAGGCAGUAGGAUCACAUGUUGUAGUUGGACUAAUGAUGGCCAGUACUUAGCCCUUGGCAUGUACAAUGGUUGCAUCAGUAUUCGUAGCAAGAAUGGUGAUGAGAAAGUCAAGAUUGAGCGUCCUGGAGGAGGAUUGAGUCCCAUUUGGAGUAUUCAGUGGAAUCCAUCCAGACCCAAGUCUAUUUGGAACAAAUCAGAAGAAUCGUGCCUUUCAUCCAGCAGUAAUGAAUCUAUCAAAAAGUCUAAUUAUUUAUAUAGUCGACGUAGAGAGGAAACCCAAGACAUAUUGGCUGUGGUGGACUGGGGACAGAAGAUGUCAUUUUACCAUCUCAGUGGAAAACAGACUGGUAAAGAGAAGAACCUUGGCUUUGAUCCAUGCUGUCUCAGCUACUUCCCCCGUGGGGAAUACAUGGUGAUUGGUGGUGCCAACAAGCAGGCCGCUCUCUAUACCAAGGAUGGAGUACAGCUAGGGGUGAUAGGAGAACAGAGCUCCUGGGUCUGGUGCUGUGAGGUCAGACCAGACCAGAAUUAUGUGGCUGUUGGUUGCCAGGAUGGUACUAUAGCAUUCUACCAGCUUGUAUUUAGCACGGUACACGGUUUGUACCGUGACCGAUAUGCCUACCGGGAGAACAUGACAGACGUUAUCAUUCAACAUCUCAUCACAGACCAGAAGGUCCGGAUCAAAUGUCGAGACAUUGUCAAGAAAAUUGCCAUCUACAAGCAUAGAUUAGCUGUCCAGCUGUCAGACAAGAUUGUGGUGUAUGAACUGUAUUCUGACGAUGCUUCCGACAUGCAUUACAGAGUGAAGGAGAAAGUGAAUAAGAAAUUUGAUUGUAACUUGCUAGUGGUCUGCUCUCAAAACCUAAUCCUGUGUCAGGAGAAACGUUUGAUAAGUCUGAGCUUCAAAGGUGUCAAGGAACGAGAAUGGGUAAUGGAGGCCUUGAUUCGAUACAUCAAGGUGAUUGGUGGGCCUUCAGGAAGAGAGGGACUCUUAGUAGGCCUCAAGAAUGGACAGAUUCUCAAGUUGUUUGCAGACAACCCAUUUCCUAUCGUCAUCUUGAAGCAACAGACCUCUGUACGUUGUCUUGACAUCAGCUGCUCUCGUAUCAAGCUGGCUGUUGUAGACGAACAUAAUACAUGUCUGGUGUAUGAUGUUAACACAAAGGAACUGUUGUUCCAGGAACCCAAUGCCAACAGCGUAGCCUGGAAUACCCAGUAUGAGGACAUGUUGUGUUUCUCAGGCAAUGGUAUGCUCAACAUCAAGGCUAGCAACUUCCCUGUCCAUCAGCAGAAGCUUCAAGGGUUUGUGGUGGGCUUUGCAGGGUCUAAGAUCUUCUGUCUGCAUGUGUAUGCUAUGACCACGGUGGAGGUACCUCAGUCAGCUCCGAUGUAUCAGUACUUGGAGAGGAAACAGUUCAAGGAUGCUUACCGUGUAGCCUGUCUUGGAGUGACUAACAAAGAUUGGACAGCCUUGGCGCAUGAGGCAAUGGAAGGCUUAGAUUUUGACACUGCUAAGAAAGCUUUCAUCAGGGUCCGUGAUAUCCGUUACUUGGAAUUGAUACAUAGCAUUGAGGAACGUAAGCGACGUGGAGAGGUCAAUGACCAGCUAUUCUUAGCUGAUGUGUUUGCCUACCAAGGCAAGUUUGCUGAGGCAGCCAAGCUAUACAAGAGGGCUGGACAGGAGCAGCGAGCCAUGAACAUGUACACUGAUCUACGGAUGUUUGACCAUGCUAAGGAAUUCAUUGGUUCAGGAGAUCCACAAGACAAGAAACUUCUCAUUACCAAGCAAGCUGACUGGGCUAAGAACAUCAAUGAACCAAGGGCAGCAGCUGAGAUGUAUCUGUCAGCAGGAGAACAUCUCAAGGCCAUUGAGAUCAUUGGAGAUCAUAACUGGGCUGACAUGCUGAUUGACGUCGCCCGCAAGCUUGACAAAGCUGAGAGGGAACCUCUAUCACGCUGUGCUUAUUUCUUCAAGAAGAUGGAGCAGUAUGCCUAUGCUAGCGAGACCUUCACCAAGAUGGGAGACACAAAGGCGUUGGUCUUACUUCAUGUGGAGACAAGACAUUGGGAUGCUGCCUUCACACUGGUAGAGAAACACCCAGAAUUUAAGGAUGAUGUGUUUGUACCCUACGCUCAGUGGCUUGCAGAAAAUGAUAGAUUUGAAGAGGCACAGAGAGCAUUUCACAAGGCUGGUCGCCAGGAUGAGGCAGUCAAAGUGCUGGAACAGCUUACCCAUAAUGCCGUGCUGGAGAGUCGUUUCAAUGAUGCAGGCUAUUACUUCUGGAUGCUGUCCAUGCAGUGCUUGGAGAUUGCAGGGGCUGAAGACUCCAAGCAAGAGGACAUGUUAGCCAAGUUUCAUGAAUUCCAAUCCAAAGCUGAGAUGUACUAUGUGUAUCACUCCAUCCAACGUUACACAGAUGAACCCUUCACCUCUCACCUACCAGAUGCACUCUUCAACAUGGCUCGUUACCUGUGGCAUGCAAUCAUCAAGGACAUCCCACAUGGCAUCAGUAAAGUUAACACCCUGUAUGCCUUGGCCAAGCAGAGUCGUUCUUUGGCAGCAUAUAAACUGGCCCGCUUUGCCUUUGAGAAGCUUCAAUCUCUAAGGAUACCCCUUCGUUUUCAGGAAUCCAUUGAUCUAGGUAGCAUCACAAUCAGGUCUAAACCAUUCCACGAUGCAGAGGAUAUCUUACCUAUGUGUUAUCGCUGUUCAACCACCAACCCUCUCCUCAACAAUCAGGGCAACCAAUGCAUCAACUGUGCUCAGCCCUUCGUUCAUUCCUUCUCAUCAUUUGAUAUCUUGCCCCUGGUAGAGUUUGUCUUGGAGGAAGGGAUCACUGAUGAGGAGGCGGUUAGUUUGAUCCAGAUGGAACCAAUGAGAAAGUCUGGCCAACGAGGCGAUGGAUGGCAGGAAUCGACGGUGGGCGGAGCUCAGUCCAUGAGAUUGGAUGAAUACAGUAAUGAAGGGGCAGAGGAGGACCCAUUUACUGCCCGGCUACUUAGCUUUGAGCAAGGGGGAAGUGAGUUUGUUCCCGUCGUGGUUGGUCGAUCUGUCCUACAGUCUAUGGAGCGUCAUCACGUCAUCAUCAGGAAGUGGCCUUCUCCGUUACGCUACCAAUAUUUCAAGACAAUCAUGCCCGAUGUGUCUGUUACAAUAUGUCCAUCCUGCAACCAGUUCUUUCACACCGAUGAGUUCGAGUUGCUAGUGUUGCAGAAGAACCACUGUCCAUUCUGUCGCAAAUCGCCCAAUGAACAGUGAGGCUUUUCUGUUUCCUGAAACUUCAUUUACUUGCUCUGUUAGGGCCCUUGGAUGUGUAAGUAGUUUAAUGGGGCAAUAAAUCUGAGCACACAAUGAUGUCAAUCAAUCAGUCAAUGCUGAUUAGGGGAACCAACUUUGACAGAGAGAAAGUAUCCUAUCUGUAGUGUACACAGGCAAAGAUUUGUUCCUGACACACAGGGACAUGGGUGGUUGAAAUGGGACAGGGAGUGUAAGGAGAAGUAUCUCUCUCCACAGAGACACCCAGAGUUCCGCUCCCUACCCCCUAACUCUCAGAAAUAUUCCACUGAUGCCACGGCGCGAUGUUUGUAGCAUUCUCUUGCACAAAUUCUCACAUCUGUUUAUGUGUACAGUACAUGCGGGUAUCAAAUGAGGUCAUUCCGUUGUUCUCAUGUAAAAACCGAGAGAACAAGCUCUCCUUUUUCUGGCACUGCAGAAAAUCAUGGCUAGAUUUUGCUACAAAUAACCCUGACCCCAGUGCUUAAGAACCAGUUUUUCAGUAAGAGGAAACCUUACAUGGGACCUGGCGUAGUCCACACAAGGGUUCACACAAUCUGUUUUAGUUCACCCAUUAUGUGUAGAAUGAGUUCAUGUCGACGUGUGCAGUGCAUUUUUUUCCCUAGUUCUCCAACGUUUAUGUAAAUGAAGAGAGUGUCAUCAGCAUUUCCUUCUUAGAAUCCCUUGAAGAAAAUCUGUCAAUUUUUUGUGAACUUGGAGUCAUGUUGGCAAGGAACGACAUGGAUUGAUGUCAGAGGUAGGCUUACAGGUGUAGCAUUGCUGGUAAAAUAUCCACUGCGUUGUUGUACUCAGUGCUUUGGUGUUCAGUUCAUCUGUUUCCUGUCAUUCAGUUUGGAGGGUACUUUGGCUCCUUUAUGAUGUGUCUGAAUGAAUGGUCUGCAACAACUAGGCAAAUUUUAAACAUUUGACAUUUUACAAAGUGUAAAUAAUAUGGUUUGUAUUCUAUAAAUGGGUUCCUGUCAAUCUUUGCAGAGAACGUCCAAUUGAAGAGUUUGGGAAAAUAUUGUGAAAUGGGCUGUGUUGUAAGACUGUGUGUGCAAAAGUGUGUGUGUAAAAUUGAAGGAGUACAAUUUACUUUGUAUGUAAAUAUGAAGAUACCAGUAUCU